AUAAGCUUACUUGCGUCAUUGCCUACGAUCAAUGUAAUAUUGUAUAUUUUCAUGAAAAAUUUUGGUGUACAACCAAACUUUUUUUUCUCUGCUAUAACGUUGCACAUUUACUAUGGGUUCAACGGAAUGAUACAGUAUGUUGCAAUGGAUAUUCACAAUGGACUUGAUGCAGCGAUGGUUAACGCUUGGAAACUCCAUUGCAUUUUUCGAAAAAAUAUUGAAAAAAAGGCAAUUAUAUUACAAGCUGACUUCCGUGUAGAAGUAACAGAGUAUUUGCUACUAACUGAGGAUCGGAAGCAUUUUCGACACCCAAACAUGCCAACAACUUUUGUUACUUUUUUGAUCUAUAAAAGUAACAAAUAUAGUGCUUGAUUGCCAGGUCAGUGAUUGGAGCCCUUGGAGUGAAUGUGACAAAAGUUGCGGCACCGGCAUUAUGUCCCGCAUACGAAAAGUCAUACUGCCAGCACAGAAUGGUGGAAAGCACUGUCCAUCGCUGGUACAAAAAAGAGGCUGUCAAGUCUUCAAUUGCUAUGGACAUCACGAUAAAAAAACACUGCACGAAAUGGCUCUCUUGCUUCCAGCAACCCUGUCACAUAAUCAGUCCGCAAACUAUAGCAGCGAUAUAUAUCAAAGUUUGCGUCUACGCUACCGAAACUCGUACAAAGCAGAUCGUGAACUCGA
Molecule: messenger RNA, 681 nt
Organism: Teleopsis dalmanni
Lineage: Eukaryota; Metazoa; Arthropoda; Insecta; Diptera; Diopsidae
Source: RefSeq, a predicted model, not a curated record